CAACGCGUGAGCCGUGUGCGCAUGCGCAGUGCCGAGCCCGUUGCACAGGAAGCCUGACUGAAGCAGCUGAUAGUCAGGCAGUGGAUGUACCGGGGAGCACAACAGACCCUUUCUGCCCGGAUUUUAAACAGGGCUUUUUAGUACAAGGACAGAAAUCGACUAUUUGAUGAGCAGGUGCCCGGUCUCCCCUCUCAGCGACUGAUGGAGCUGUAUUUUUAUCCCGAUCGCGGUUUAUUUUCGAGUUAACUGCAGGGCCGGAGCUGCUCACUAACAAUGAAGGCCUAGAAUCCAGAUCCGAGGGAUUUAAAGCUCUCCUCUGCCCAGACACCACGAUCAACAACACGCGCAGGCAUGGCUUCACAGCUGCAGGUUUUCUCCCCUCCGUCUGUGUCUUCCAGUGCCUUCUGCAGGGUGAAGAAAAUGAAAGUGGAGAGCUGUGCUUGGGAUGCUUCCAGUGAAGCGUACAGUUCUGUGGGUCAGUACAGCUUCAACCCCGCUGCGGGCCUCCCUUUCGGCACCUCCGGCCUGAUCUUCCCCCCAGCGUCCCGGGGCCAGGUGGUGGUCCGUGCCGCAGACAGCACCGGGAGCCUCCCGCGGGGGUCCAGUCGCAGAACAUCUCACAACGCCCACCACACAGAGUCGCAGUCCUCCCGCGGGCACAGGUACGGCGUGAAGAGGAAGCAUGAGGAGGUGGAAAGCUCUGGAGGAAGCGGCAGCGGCAGCGUUCAGAUCCUGGAGGAGCUCUCGGCUCCUGCUUUCUCCACACGUACGGGAGGAGCGGGAACCACCGCCCAGUCCAUCCCCCACUCGGCCCCCACCACCAAAAGCAGCAGCUCCAACGGGGAAGGGGACUACCAGCUGGUCCAGCACGAGAUCCUCUGCUCCGUCUCCAACAGCUACGAAGUUCUUGAGUUUCUCGGCCGGGGCACGUUCGGGCAGGUGGCCAAGUGCUGGAAAAGAGGAACUAAUGAGAUCGUGGCCAUCAAGAUCCUGAAGAACCAUCCAUCGUAUGCACGUCAGGGACAGAUCGAGGUGAGCAUAUUGAACCGGCUCAGCGCGGAGAAUGCUGACGAGUUCAACUUUGUCCGCUCCUACGAGUGUUUCCAGCAAAAGGGCCACACGUGCUUGGUGUUUGAAAUGCUGGAGCAGAACCUUUACGACUUCCUGAAGCACAGUAAGUUCAGCCCGCUGCCCCUAAGACACAUCCGGCCCAUCCUGCAGCAGGUGUCCACGGCCCUGAUGAAGCUGAAGAGCCUGGGUCUCAUCCACGCUGAUCUGAAGCCUGAGAACAUCAUGCUGGUGGACCCCAUCCGACAGCCCUACAGGGUAAAGGUUAUCGACUUCGGCUCAGCCAGUCACGUCUCCAAAGCCAUCUGCUCAACUUACCUUCAGUCUCGCUACUACAGAGCCCCUGAGAUCAUCCUUGGUCUGCCGUUCUGCGAAGCCAUCGACAUGUGGUCCCUGGGUUGUGUGAUUGCAGAGCUCUUUCUGGGCUGGCCGCUAUAUCCAGGAGCUUCAGAAUAUGACCAGAUUCGGUACAUUUCUCAGACACAGGGAUUGCCUCCUGAGUAUCUCUUGAGUGCUGGCACAAAGACAAGCCGCUUCUUCAAGAGAGGACCAGACUCCAGCUACCCACUGUGGAGGAUAAAAACCCCGUCUGAGCAUGAGGCCGAAAUGGGCAUCAAGUCAAAAGAAGCGAGAAAAUACAUCUUCAAUUGUUUAGAUGACAUGAUGCAGGUCAAUCUGCCGACUCAUUUAGAAGGGACGGACAUGUUGGCGGAGAAGGCGGACCGCCAGGAGUUGAUUGACCUGUUGAAGAGGAUGCUGAGACUGGACGCUGAUAAAAGGAUUACGCCCACAAAGACCCUGGCGCAUCCGUUUGUGACCAUGAGCCACCUGCUGAACUUCCCUCACAGCUCACAUGUGAAGUCGUGUUUCCAGAACAUGGAUAUCUGCAAGAGAAGGAACGGUAGCUUUGACAGUGGGAAAGCCCUGUUUGCUGCUAACGCUGUUCCUGGAGCUGCAGGAAACCUGACGGUGACCUUCAGCAGCCAGCUGAACCAGCACAGCCAGGUUCCUUCUGCUGCUGGAGCCGUUCCUCUCCUUAACUACCAACCGGCUCUUUACCAGCAGGCCACCAUUAACAUCCCAGGCCUGGCCCAGCCCAGCAUCCCCCUGCAGACCCGUCCCACUCAGCUGUGUGCUCAGACCGAACCUUUCCAGCAAACCCUCAUCGUCUGCCCCCCCACCGCUAUCCAAGGGCUUCCAUCUUCUAAUAAAACCUCUAGCUAUCCUGUCCGGAUGGAGAACGGUGUUCCCGUUGUCCAGCAGAACCAGUCCACGCAGCCGCUUCAGAUUCAGCCCAGCAUGCUGACGCAGGGCUCCUGCACGCCUCUGAUGGUGGCCACGCUGCACCCUCACACAGCGGGAGUGGCGUCCCAGUACCCUCUGCCCCUGGCACUGGGCUGUGGGGCAGGAAGGCCUGCCCUGCUGGAGCAGACAGCCACAGUGCUGCAGGCCUGGCCGGCGGGAACCCAGCAGAUCCUCAUACCCUCCGCGUGGCAGCAGGUGCCUGGCAUGACCAUCCACAACCCCAGCCACCAGCCCACAGUGACCGAAUCUCCUCCGGAGACCCUACUGUCCCAGACCUCUAAACAGACUUCAAGCUGGAGGGCGUCUCGCAGCGGUCAGCACAAUGGCGUCGUCCAGCAGAACCCACACAUCCUCGGCGGCCUCAAUCUUUCUCAGUCUCUCAGUCGAGGAGCGUCUACAGUCACACGGUCUCAGAACAAGAGGAGCAGGGUCUGUUGUGACACUGGAAGCAGCAGUGCUCUGGUGGGCUCUCAGUCGCUCAGUGCUAUUCUCCCUCAGCCCAUCAUCAUCUGUGACACCCCGAGUCCUGCUGUCAGCGUCAUCACCAUACACAGCGACUCUGAAGACGAGGACGACAGGAAGUUCCACCCUGCUAGCUGUGGCCCCAGUCACAGGACUAAUGUGAUCAGCUGUCUGACCGUUCACGAUUCGGACUCCUCCACUGCCAGUCCCCUGUCUCCCAAACCCCAGAGCGGUCACGCGGGGGUCCAGUCCUCACGACUGUCCAAAUCCCUGGCAGCGGAGGCUCCAUCUGUGAAAGCUCAGCCGGUGGAAAACUCCAUAUCAGCCAAACUUCCCCCAUCGGCUGUAGGUCUUGCACAGAAUUACUACAUGAAGCCUAAGAGAGCCGCGGCCACAAGGCAGCCGAGCAGCUCAGGAGAGAGCGUCAGUGACCACCUACAGGAGCCCAGCAGAUCUCAACCACUGAACCUCAGUCAGACCACUGUCUCCUCGUCCCAAGAAGCAUCCGGUGGCUCAUCCUCCCUGCGCCGACAGCACACCUACCCACCAGCCUCGACUCGUUACGGUCUCCAGGAGGCUUCGUCGUUCACCAGCACCCCCAGCCUCUACACCUACCCCACCCCCGCGUCCCACAUGGAGCACCUGCUCGUACAAGGCUCCUCCCCCUCCGUGCUGGCCCCGCCCUCUAGUCACUAUGCAGCCAGUCUUAUCCCAAAGGACUCCAUUGGAGGCGUGGUCCACGGACUCUCCGCCCACUACCAGCAACAUUACUCCACCCAUCCUUACACCAGCACCACUAGAGGAGGCGGGGCUUACAGCGGGUAUCAGCUGAGCCCGCGGAGGGUCCCUCAGUACCCCUAUAUAUGACACAAACAGGCUGUGGCACGACACACAUGCCGUCAACUGCUGCAACUGGUUUGAGCUGUCCUAUUUAUGUUUUAGAAAUCUAUCAUGUCGUUUUGCAUCUGUUUGCCGAGAAAUCCAGUGUUUAUUUUCUUGGCCCGAGGAACGCUGACGUGUUUUUAAUUCGUAAGCAAUAGCGGAAUAAUGCUGACAUAAAGGAACAGGGAUCGCAACGCCGUAGAUUUGUCGGUUCAACUAAAAUCCUUUUACACUAAUCCUUGACUCGUUUAUACUGCAGUUUGUUUUUAGAUUCAGUGUCGUGUUUUUGUUGUCGUAGGAUCUUAUGUUUUUAAGUUAUGUUUGAUCGUGAAGCUGACUGGUUCUCAACCACUUCACCGGAAGGUCGAGAUGUGGAAAGAGGAAGAAAAAAAAGUUAUGUGCCCUAAUCGUAUUGUUAUUUAAGUUAGCGCUAUAUGUUAGUCAAAUCAAAGUCUUGGUAGAAUCGUAGAGUGUAUGUUGUGAGGAAUAUCAGUGGAUCUAAGGAGUAACAUCAACUUCACAUCAAUUUUAUUUUAUUUGUAUUUUUUUAGCUAAAAUUGUUUAAUGAUGUCAAUACUCUCAUUGGAGAACAGGUGUGGGGAAAGAUAUUUAACAGAAGAGCUGGGAUGUCAAAGCCAAUGAAAAUGUGAUGCUACUUCCAGAAACCAUAAUUGCACACCGAUGAUUGGUUUUCUGAUAUUAAGUGUGCUUUAUUUGCAGCAUUUCUAAGUAGUCUGCUUAUCAAACUAGAGAACACCAAAUAUGUGUCUGUGUCAGACUCCGUGAUCUUUGAAAAUGCUCGAAACGACACUGUGACGGACCUCUACGGUCUUGUUCUGGUCUCAAUAACAGGACGUGCCUUGACAUUCUCUCCAUGUUUGGCAGUGUUUUUGAGUUCAGAGAACAUUUAGCAAGUACUGUACACAUUUUCUAAUGUCAAGCCACAAUGGAAAAAAAAAAAACACCUCCGUUGUAAUGCCAUCAAAUAAACAAACAUCAAUUGA
Carassius auratus (goldfish) is the source of this 4721-nucleotide messenger RNA. RefSeq names its product homeodomain-interacting protein kinase 1-like. Bases 352 to 3702 code for a protein of 1116 amino acids. The record is from RefSeq and is a predicted model, not a curated record. Gene Ontology annotation, molecular function: protein serine/threonine kinase activity; protein tyrosine kinase activity; ATP binding. Gene Ontology annotation, cellular component: nucleus; cytoplasm; PML body. The transcript is spliced from 17 exons. Gene Ontology annotation, biological process: peptidyl-threonine phosphorylation; intrinsic apoptotic signaling pathway in response to DNA damage by p53 class mediator; peptidyl-serine phosphorylation. NCBI's taxonomy places the organism in Eukaryota, Metazoa, Chordata, Actinopteri, Cypriniformes, Cyprinidae.